Meriones unguiculatus (Mongolian gerbil) is the source of this 4166-nucleotide messenger RNA. RefSeq names its product SMCR8-C9orf72 complex subunit (gene Smcr8). Bases 166 to 2985 code for a protein of 939 amino acids. The record is from RefSeq and is a predicted model, not a curated record. Gene Ontology annotation, molecular function: GTPase activator activity. NCBI's taxonomy places the organism in Eukaryota, Metazoa, Chordata, Mammalia, Rodentia, Muridae. Gene Ontology annotation, cellular component: guanyl-nucleotide exchange factor complex. The transcript is spliced from 3 exons.
CAAGAUGGCGGUGCCGCGGUAGCUUCCUUAGGACAGUACUGUCCUAGGAGCCGCGACAGUUUCUGUUCUUAGGUCGGGGGGAGACCCAUUUGACUGACUCUGCGGCAACCCGUAGCCAGGAUUAAGAACCUGAUCAGAGUGGAGGCUGUUGAUGUCGCCGGAAAUAUGAUCAGCGCCCCUGAUGUGGUAGCCUUCACCAAGGAAGACGAGUAUGAGGAAGAACCUUACAAUGAGCCUGCCUUGCCUGAAGAGUACUCAGUUCCUCUCUUCCCCUAUGCCAGCCAGGGGGCUAACCCCUGGUCUAAACUCUCUGGGGCCAAGUUCUCCAGGGACUUCAUCCUUAUUUCCGAGUUCUCUGAGCAGGUGGGACCACAACCCUUGCUGACCAUCCCCAAUGACACCAAAGUUUUUGGCACUUUUGAUCUCAAUUACUUCUCCUUGCGGAUCAUGUCCGUGGAUUACCAGGCUUCAUUCGUUGGUCAUCCUCCUGGUUCUGCCUACCCCAAGUUGAACUUUGUGGAGGACUCUAAAGUGGUACUGGGAGACUCUAAGGAAGGGGCGUUUGCAUAUGUGCAUCACCUAACCUUGUAUGACCUAGAGGCCCGGGGCUUUGUCAGACCCUUCUGUAUGGCUUAUAUCUCCGCAGACCAGCAUAAAAUCAUGCAGCAGUUCCAAGAGCUUUCAGCUGAAUUUUCCAAAGCAUCAGAGUGCUUGAAGAUGGGUAACAGGAAGGCAUUUGCUGGAGAGCUUGAAAAAAAGCUGAAAGACUUGGAUUACACUAGGACAGUGCUGCACACAGAAACUGAGAUCCAGAAGAAAGCCAAUGACAAAGGUUUUUAUUCAUCUCAGGCAAUUGAGAAAGCCAAUGAGCUGGCCAAUGUGGAGAAGUCCAUCAUUGAGCAUCAAGAUUUGCUGAAGCAGAUCCGCUCGUACCCUCGUCAGAAGAUGAAGGUGCCUGAUUUGCAUCCUGGUGAUGUGGAGCAAUCCCAAGAUGAGGCUGACCAGGUUUCCAUUCCCCCUAAUCCUGAGGAGCCAGCUCACGCAGACCUUUAUACCUGCAGGCCAUCUUAUACCCCAAAACUCAUCAAAGCGAAGUCCACCAAGUGCUUUGACAAGAAGUUGAAGACCUUGGAGGAACUCUGUGACACUGAGUAUUUCACUCAGACCCUUGCCCAGCUUAGCCACAUUGAACACAUGUUCAGAGGAGACCUCUGCUACCUCCUGACCAGUCAGAUUGACAGAGCACUUCGAAAACAUCAGCACAUAACAAAUUUCCUCUUCGAAGAUUUUAUGGAUGUUGAUGACAGGAUAGAGAAGCAAGAGAAUGUGCCGUCUCGGCCCAGCCGGGAAGGGCUGCCUUCUAGGCCUGUGGAAGAAUGCCCCAUUCCUAAAGUCUUAAUUAGUGUUGGUUCCUACAAGUCCAGUGUGGAGUCUGUGUUGAUCAAGAUGGAUCAGGAACUUGGAGAUGAAGAAUACAAGGAAGUGAAGGCAACAGAGUCAAGCAGUUUUGACCCUCAAGAAAACCUGGACUACCUGGACAUGGAUAUGAAAGGGAGCAUCAGCAGUGGGGAAAGCAUUGAGGUUCUGGGCACUGAGAAGUCCUCUUCUGUGUUGUCAAAAUCCGACAGCCAGGCCAGUCUCACAGUGCCCUUGAGCCCCCGUGUGGUCCGCAGCAAAGCGGUCAGCCACAGGACAGUCAGUGAGGACAGCAUUGAAGUCUUAAGCACUUGCCCUUCUGAGGCCCUCAUUCCUGAUGACUUUAAGGCCAGCUACCCAAGUGCCAUUAAUGAGGAAGAGACCUAUGCAGAUAAUGAGGGGGAUAAUGAGGGGGCCAUCCAUUUCCAUGCAAGUGUCACCCCACCAGAACUGGGUGAAACUCAGGAGGGCAACUUGGAAAAUACCCCAUCCCAAAUAGACUCCAGCUGCUGUAUUGGCAAGGAGAGUGAAGGUCAGCUGGUGCCUCUGCCCACCCCAGCUUCCACUCUUUCCGAAGAGGAUGGUGUGGUGAGCAUUCCUCCACAGCGCUACCUGCAGAAGGAACAAGGGCUCCAUGUGGACCUUGUCAUGGAAAACACUGACCCUUCUCCCCGAGACAACAUAUGUGAAAUGUUCCCAGCUUAUGAGCUGGAUCCACGCUGCCUUCUGGCUAGCCGAGAUGUUAGUAAGACGAGCCUGGAUAACUACUCAGAUACUGCUAGCUACAUGGGCAGUGUGGCCUCCGCCAGCUCAGACAGAAGCCUCUCUGCUCACCCUGCUGGCCUAUCCUCUGAGAGGCACAAAAAGAGAGCUGGCCAGAAUGCCUUAAAGUUCAUUCGUCAGUAUCCUUUUGCACACCCAGCCAUCUACUCCCUGCUCAGUGGGAGGACACUUGUGGUCCUGGGUGAAGAUGAAAGCAUAGUCAGAAAGCUUGUGACUGCACUGUCCAUCUUUGUGCCCAGCUAUGGCUGCUGUGCCAAGCCAGUGAAGCACUGGAUCUCCUCCCCUUUGCAUAUCAUGGAUUUUCAGAAGUGGAAGCUUAUUGGCCUACAGAGAGUGGCCUCCCCUUCCAGUGUGGGUACUCUUCAUACCCUGAGCCGGUACAGCCGCUACACCAGCAUCCUGGACCUGGAUAACAAGACCCUACGCUGUCCCCUGUACAGCGGUACGCUGGUGCCCCGCCUGGCUGACCAUCGCACUCAGAUCAAGCGGGGCAGCACCUACUACCUACAUGUCCAGAGCAUGCUCACCCAGCUAUGCUCUAAGGCAUUCCUCUACACCUUUUGCCACCACCUACAUCUGCCUGCCCACAGUGAGGAGACACGAGAAGCAGUGGCCAGCAGACAGACCAGCUUCCUGAAGCUUAACCUGGGACUGGUGAAUGAGGACAUCAGAGUAGUUCAGUACCUGGCUGAGCUGUUGAAAUUGCACUACAUGCAGGAGUCACCUGGGGCCGCCUGCCCACUGCUCAGGUUUGACUAUGUCCCCAGCUUUUUGUACAAAAUCUAAGGAUUCCAGCCACUGUGACCGAGACCUGUGACUCAGGGUAUGGGGAGGGAGAAAGGCUGGUGUGACUAAAUGGUUGCCUGAGCUGGAGUAUUAAGCCUUGUGGUGUCAGCAGGAAGAAAACAGGUGGCAAUUGUAGUUUUCACAUAGGCCUGAGCAGUGUGUGAAGUGGGCUGAGCAGAGGGGGUGCCUGGCUCUCCAGAGGUGGCUGGAAGAACAGCAGCAGCUGCUCUUGGUUCUCUAGGGAAGUGGCCCCAAUUAAGGGGGUGCCCUUUAAUUUUCUAAGGAUCAGCAGUCUGGGCAGGAAGAGAAAGCUCCAGAGCCCAUGGAGCUGAAAAAGAUGAGCCUAAGUAGCCAAAGCCCAAAUAACAUCUGACUGGCAGAAUCAGCCGGGGAACUGUGACGAUGUGGUAGGAAACAGGACAGCCAUGGCCUCCAUCUACCUCGACCAAGGCCCUUUACUUGGCUUCCUAGAACGCAGUAACUGAGGGGAGACUCCUGAACAAGGACAUGGAGGAACAAAGCUCUGGCCAGUCAGACACACACACGUGGGCUCUAGGGGCUGCAGACCACAUGUGGCCCCGUCCUAUCUUCACCACUGUCAAGGAAGUGCUUAUUGGUCCCUGAGGUCCUUGCGGACAGUGGUUACUAGAUCUGCACAUGAAGCAGAUGCCAUACAGCUACAGCCAGUUUGAGAACUACCUGGGGAAGCUGUGGGUGAAGCAGGCCAUAAGGCUGUCACCACUGUGCAUGGCAGGAGCUGCCCAUUGGCUCCUCUUGGCCAGAACAGCAACUCUGACUUCCCUGGGAAGAUUUGCAGAUACUGUGUCCCCUCUCCUGAGGGCCUGUGUGCUUGGUGACAACAGAGUUCUGGUUGGCUAGUCGGUGUGCUGACUGGAACUUAGGGGCAAGGAUAUCUCGUACGAGCUCCUGGUGGCUGUCUUUACAGGCAUCUGGGAGGCAGGCCCAGUACAUGUCUGUCCUCACAAUCAUCUCCGUGUGAGUCCCUUUCCCCUUCAAGGAACUUUGAGCCAGGGGGGAGGCACCUUUUAGUCCCCACCCGACCCACUGGUACCAACUGUCAAGCCUCUCUGGCAUUCUUCUUGAAGCUGUUCCUGUUGUGUGCAUGGAAUGCUCAGUCUUGAAAAUGUGAGACCUUAAAAAAGUUUUCUCCUUAAAUAGGA